AUGACUCUAGUUCAAGAUAUCCACAAGAACGCCAACGCACCCAACUCUUGCCAAUUCACUCUCCCCACAAGAAGAGGCGAAUACCUCAUCCAAGUCUCUUGGCCGCUGUGCUGGAGCAAAGAACGCGCACCGCCUGAAGAUGACACUUCAACCAUCUCCACUGUAUACGUUGUUGAUGGAAACGCCUACUUCUUCACAGCAACAGAUAUCGCGCGUCGAUUGGAGCUUACUCACCACACUAGAGUUGUCAUUGUAGCAAUCGGCUAUCCCAACAAAACAUGCGUGUUUGACAAGCGUCGCAAUGGCGAUUUGACACCUGAGGCUUCUGAUGGCACCUACAGUGUGCCGCCUGGCCCUGAUGGGAAGCCCUCCCCGGGACCAUUUGGUGGAGCAUCCGACUUUUUGGAUAUAAUUGACACCCAAAUCCGACCAUAUAUAGAAGAGACACUCCUCCCAAAGGUCCCUCUCGGAUCUGCGCCCAAGGCUCUGUUCGGCCAUUCCUACGGCGGCCUUUUCACCCUCAACGCUUUAUUCACUCAACCAGAUUUCUUCGAUACCUUCAUCGCAGCCAGUCCAUCCAUUUGGUUCAACAACAAAAGCAUUGUGCACAAUCAAGAGAGAGAAUUCCACGCACGCGAACCUCCUAACGCUCAAACUCCACGACUCUUGGUCAUGUUUGGCGGUGCUGAACAAACGCUUAUCAAAUUGCCUGGAGAAUCGGAUGAAAAGUUUGAAAAGAAGCAGAAGGGAGCGUGGGAGAGGAAGAUGAAUGAUAACGCAAUGGAACUGGUAGAUAGGAUGAAAAAGUCAAAGAAACUAAGGGAUGUUUGGAUGUGGGAGUUUGAGGGGGAGGAUCAUGGUGGUGCAGCACCUUGUGCUUUACAGAGAGGGCUAUUUAGGUUUCUGAUAGAUCAACGUACAAAAUAG
Molecule: messenger RNA, 927 nt
Organism: Fusarium pseudograminearum CS3096
Lineage: Eukaryota; Fungi; Ascomycota; Sordariomycetes; Hypocreales; Nectriaceae
Exons: 2
Coding region: 1-927 (308 amino acids)
Molecular function (GO): hydrolase activity, acting on ester bonds
Source: RefSeq, a predicted model, not a curated record